AUGUCUUCCACCACGAACCAACCAAGCAACCCCUCGGGCCAAACAGGCCAACUCGCCAACUGGAUCCACUCGACCAAAAUCUCAGACAUCCCCCCAGAAGUCCUCGAACGAGCCAAGUACCUGAUCCUCGACGGCAUCGCCUGCUCUUUUGUGGCAGCACAUCUACCAUGGUCCGAAAUUGCCGCGAAAGCAAUUUUCAAAAUGGAUCCCCAAGGCCAAUGUACGGUCAUCGGAUGGGGAGAUCGUAAAUUGCCGCCUUUGUCGGCUGCGUUGCUGAACAGCACGUUCGGGCAGGGUUUCGAGUUGGAUGACUACCACUCUCGAGCGCCGCUGCAUUCGAAUUCGUUGCUGCUGCCGGCGUUGUUCGCGGCGAGCGAGGCGGAAGAAGGCGAUAAAUUCUCUGGGCUGGAUUUCUUGAAGGCGUAUGUUGUUGGCUGCGAGGUUGGGCCAAGAGUUGGUCUCGCUCUUCACGGAGGGGAUUUGCUUUCAAGAGGCUGGCAUAGUGGUGCUGUUCAGGGACCUUCUGCAACAGCCGCCGCGGUGUCUUCGUACCUGGGCUUGAAUCCACAGCAGAUUGAGUGGGCUUUGGGGACUGCAUGUACGCAAGCCGGAGGUCUGAUGUCUGCACAGUUCGGCAGUAUGGCCAAGCGUAUGCAACACGGCUUCGGUUCGAGGAACGGUCUCUUCGCUACCCUACUAGCACGAGAGAACUACACCGGCAUCGAAGAAGUCUAUGAACGCCCAUACGGCGGCUUCCUCUCCAUGUUCAGCGAAGGCGCCAGCAAAUCUCCCAAAUCCCUCCCCGACGAAAUCUCAAGCGAACUCGGCACCCGCUGGGAAAUCCACAACAUCCGAGUCAAACUCCACGCCGCCAUGGCCGCCCUGCACUCCACCAUCGACGCCGUCGAGAACCUCCAAAAAGCCCACCCAUCCCUCUUCGAAACCAAGAACCUCUCCAACAUAACCUCCGUCACCACCAAACACGCCAAAGCCGCCUACGAACAUGGAGGAUGGAUCGCGCCCAAGGACAAACCUUUGACCAGCACCGCCGCGCAAAUGUCCAUCCAGAAUGCCGCGGCGUCGCAGCUCUACGACAGGGAAGUCUUGAUGUCGCAAUUCGGCGCCUCGAAACUCAACCGUCCCGAAAUCCGCGCCAUGAUGGAAAAAGUCCACCCAAAGCACGACGCCUCCAUCGACGCACAAGGCGACGCGCUGUUCACGACGAAGAUCUCUAUCAAAUUCGCGGAUGGCACGGAAGUCAAGGAGGAGGUGAAAGCGCCGAAAGGGAUUUCGCCGCCGGCGAGCAAUGAGGAUAUUGUCGAGAAGUGGAGGGGACUCGUGAGGGGGAUUUUGGAUGAGGGGAGGAGGGAGGAGAUUGAGAAGACGGUGCUGGGGUUGGAAGGCGUGGGGGAUGUGAGGGAGCUGAUCAAGUUGCUGGCGGGGGAGGUGAAGUGUCCGAUUGAUGUUUGA
This is a messenger RNA of Zasmidium cellare ATCC 36951, 1470 nucleotides long. RefSeq lists its product as uncharacterized. Gene Ontology annotation, molecular function: lyase activity. The transcript has 2 exons. NCBI's taxonomy places the organism in Eukaryota, Fungi, Ascomycota, Dothideomycetes, Mycosphaerellales, Mycosphaerellaceae. Bases 1 to 1470 code for a protein of 489 amino acids. The record is from RefSeq and is a predicted model, not a curated record.